AUGGACAGUAAAGUUCGACUCUACUAUGGAGAAACAUAUAAUGAAGAACUUAUCGAGGAUGCGGAACAAUAUUCGUAUGAGGCACUUGCAAAGAUUGAUCUAUCUCUUAUGAUAAAUCACUCUUAUGUUGGUAGUUUUAUCUUAAGACCUUACAUGGUUGGUUCUUGCAAUGGCCUUGUUUGUUUUAAUGUAUACCACCAUGACAUCUGUGAUCCUGUUUAUAUUUGCAACCCAUUAACAGGAGAGUGCACUCAUCUUCCAAAGAUAGAACGAAGAGAUGCAUCACCAAUUGCAAAGAAUAUCGUGUUUGCUGGUUUCGGUUAUUCUCAGUCCACUAACGAGUACAAGGUUAUUAGAAUUUACUAUGACGAGAAGUCCCAGGUAACAGGCAGUUCCAAAAGUGUUGGGAAAGUGCAAGUAUACACUCUUGGAGGAAGAAGUAGAACUAUUGUUGCAUUUGAUUUAAAGGAUGAAAAGUUCCGGAAAAUCCCAUCACCACUACUUAACAUCCCAGACGAAGAUUUCCGCAUUGCUGGACUCAGGUUGCUGGGAGGUAAUUUAUGUGUUUAUCACACUGACGAAUGCAAGUUUGUCGACAUAUGGACAAUUCAGAAGGGGAAUAGUCGUAGUAUAUGGACACUUCACAAGGAGAAUAAUCGUUGGAAUAAGGAGUUCUCUAUAAUUUUGGAAAACUCGAACGUGGAUUGGCCAGUUUGUUAUCCGCUUGCUUUCCUGAACCGCAAUGAGCUUCUGUUGCGGUACAAUGGCAAUCUAUAUCUAUAUGACUUGACAACCUCUACUUUAAAGAAGAUUUGGGAAGAUGUUUCCAACAAAACAGCUAUUGAAUCUAUUCCUCACAUGCACAGCCUUGUUUCACCAGAAGCUCUUGGUCCACUUAACCGGGGUGCAUAUUCUUCCCUUCCUCACUGGUUACGUUCAUCAUGGAUAAUAUUUUUUCCAAUAUCAGUUGUUCUCCUUACAUUACUAUAUUGA
Molecule: messenger RNA, 993 nt
Organism: Papaver somniferum (opium poppy)
Lineage: Eukaryota; Viridiplantae; Streptophyta; Magnoliopsida; Ranunculales; Papaveraceae
Product: F-box protein At3g07870-like
Exons: 2
Coding region: 1-993 (330 amino acids)
Source: RefSeq, a predicted model, not a curated record